GGAUAUGAAAAUAAGAUGAGUAUAAUGGUCAUAUAAAUGGUCUCGUGUUUGCUCAAUUGUUGUUUGAAUGAAAAGAUUAUUGAAUAAUGGUCUAGAAGUCUGAAUCUUUGACCAGUCAUUGAAUUUACGCAAUGAUAGCUACGACGGACGCCUCAUUUUCAAGCUUUCUAUUUGGACUUUCAAAUCACGUCACAUUUGAAACACUGAAGGUGAAUUGUUAUAUUUGUUUAAAGUUAUUCGAUUUAGCUGACUAAGAACUUAAAUUGAGAACUUUUACUAUCUCCAAUUUACAAAUUGCCUACUUUAGUGAUGAAGAAACGCUGGCUUUGCGUCGUUUGUGCUCCCAUCAUUCUUUUUCUUCUGCUAAACGCACUUCUCGCCAUUAUGCCCCUGGUCGUGGAACCAGAAGUGUUUGCGACAAGUUGUCAAUUAGCCGAAAUGUACAAUUUCGAUUGCACAGAACAUUCUGUCACUACUAAAGAUGGAUACAUACUCACUGUUCAUCGCGUCAACAAACAGAGUUCGAAGUUGAAAAAACCUCCAGAAACGUCGGCAAAUAUGAGCGAAAAAUCGAAUGGUCGAUUAGCCGAAAACAAAAUAGCUUUACUAAUGCACUGCCUGGAAUGUGAUUCGUCAGUUUUCUUAACGAAUACUGCCAAAAAGUCGUUAGGAUUCAUGCUCGCUAGCUCCGAUAUCGACGUCUGGUUAGGAAAUGUGCGUGGAACUUACUAUUCCAAGAAACACAGGAAACUUUCAAUUGAAGAUGAAAAGUAUUGGGAUUUCACGUGGCAAGAAAUGGCUUGGUACGACUUGCCAGCGAUUGUAGAUUACAUAAAAUCAGCUACAAACCAACAAAAGAUUUACUAUAUUGGCCAAUCUCAGGGAACCCUCAUAGGUCUAACUCAGUUUGCUCAGGACCCAGAUUUGGAAGCAUCUAUCAAACGUUCUUAUAUGUUAUCGCCUUUCGUAACAUUACAAAACAUAAGAAGCCCAGUGAAAUAUUUUCUUGGCCUUUUGUAUACUUAUGGAAAGUUUAUUGGUGACCGACAUUUUUUUCCUUUUUCCCACACUACCGCAAGUAAGCUGGCAGCUUUAUUUUGUCCCAAAAAUGUGCAAGGGUUUUGUCUUAUGGUUUACAGACAUUUCAGCGGGUUCAGCAGUCCUGACAAUUUAAACCCAUCUCGUAUAUCAGUUUAUUUCGCCCACGCAGUUUCAGGAACUAGCCUGAAGAAUGUGCGGCAUUACGCUCAGUUGCAUGUGCAGAAAACCGCUGCCUAUUUUGACCACUUAGACUCAGACGUGAACUUGAGAGCGUACGGAGUGGAGAAACCUCCUAUUGUUGAUGUGAGUAAUGUCGAUAUUCCCGUUGCGCUUUUCGCAGGCGAUACUGAUUGGCUAGUUUCAGAGGUGGACGUUCAAUACUUGAAAGACAGACUGCCUAAUGUGUUUUAUUUUAAAAACUGCACCGAUUUUGCACAUUUAGAUUUCAUUUGGGGAACGCAUGCGGAUGACUGUGCGUAUAGAACUAUUGUGUCUGAUAUUUUGAACUCUUAGGUAAAUCUUUUUAUGCACCUGAUCUUUUUAUACCUGAAUAAAAUUUUGA
Molecule: messenger RNA, 1603 nt
Organism: Symsagittifera roscoffensis
Lineage: Eukaryota; Metazoa; Xenacoelomorpha; Acoela; Convolutidae
Product: lysosomal acid lipase/cholesteryl ester hydrolase-like
Exons: 1
Coding region: 310-1554 (414 amino acids)
Biological process (GO): lipid metabolic process
Molecular function (GO): hydrolase activity, acting on ester bonds
Source: RefSeq, a predicted model, not a curated record